Molecule: messenger RNA, 1923 nt
Organism: Hansenula ciferrii
Lineage: Eukaryota; Fungi; Ascomycota; Saccharomycetes; Phaffomycetales; Wickerhamomycetaceae
Product: MCT family MFS transporter
Exons: 1
Coding region: 1-1923 (640 amino acids)
Biological process (GO): transmembrane transport
Molecular function (GO): transmembrane transporter activity
Source: RefSeq, a predicted model, not a curated record
AUGAAGGACAAUUCAAAUUCAAACGACCAUGAUUCUCUCACUUCAUUCUCUUCGUAUGAAGAUAAACAAGGCCUUAAUCCAAUACCUUUAGAUCCAAAAACGUCAAAUGAUCAAAAUGAACUUCAAUCAUCUCAAACCCACAAGGAAAAAGAUUCUGAAAUUAUAAUAUCAACAGAUGAAUUGAGGAGGAACCGAUCUAUAUCAUUAUUAAGAACAACAAGUGGGAAGAAUUAUUAUAAUGUCGAAGCUAAAGAAUUAGACAAAGUAUUAACAAGAAAUUUUGAACUUGGUGAUGCGAUACAAUUUGAGGAAAAUUAUCAUGAACCAAUUAACCAAACCCACGCAAAUAUCCUUAAAGAUUAUAAUCAAAAUAAUGAUGAAGAUCAUGAUUCCAAUUAUUCAAAUCAAGAUCUAGAAAUUGGUAAACCAAUUUCCAAAAUCGAAAAAGUCUUCACAAAUAAAUCAACAGGUGAAAUUGACUUACCUCCAGAUGGAGGAUAUGGAUGGGUUUGUGUAGCUUGUGUUGUGACAAUUCAAGUAUGUACAUGGGGUAGUAAUUCAGGAUUUGGAGUUUUUUUACAAUAUUAUUUAGAUAAUGAGGUGUUUCCUGGUACUACACAGAUGGAUUUUGCAAUUAUAGCUGGUCUUAUUGUAUUUUGUGCACAAUUUUUUGCACCUUUAACAAUGAUUUGUAUGAAAUUAUUUGGGUUAAAACUAAUUAUGUCCAUCGCGUGUUGUACACACCUGAUAGGUUAUAUAUUAGCAUCAUUUGCUACAAAGAUUUGGCACUUAUAUGUUUGUCAAGGUAUUAUCGUUGGUGCAUCAUAUUCUUUUUUGUUUAUACCUGCUACUAUUGUUGUACCUGGUUGGUUUUUGAAAAAAAGAGGUUUAGCAUCAGGUUUUUGCUUUGGUGGUACUGGACUUGGUGGUGUUAUAUUUUCAGUUGGUGUUAAUGCAACCAUCAAGAAAACUGGGGAUCAGGUAUGGGCAUUAAGAAUGGUUGGUAUUGUAACAUGUUUUUUAACCACACUUUCCAUUAUUUUCAUUAAACCAAGAACGCCAUUACAAAAAGACCCAAUAACUCUUGAAAACUUGAUGAAAAACUUCAAAAUUGUAUUUAAUCCAAAAGUUUUGAAACAUAAAUCAUUGUGGUGUAUUUCUUUAUGGUCUGCAUUUUGUCUUAUUGGUUAUAGUAUGAUUAUUUUUUCAUAUUCAACCUAUGCAACAACAAUGGGUCUUUCAUCAAAUCAAGCAUCCACUUUAACAGCUUUAAUCAAUACAGCACAAGUUUUUGGGAGACCAUUCAUGGGAUUUAUUGCAGAUAAAUACAUUGGACGAGUUACUUAUCCAAUGGUUAUUGAUCUAGUAUUGGCAGUAUUAAUAAUGGGAUUUUGGAUAAAUGCCAAAACUUUUAUUUCAUUAUUAUUUUGUGCGUUAUUAAUUGGUUUCAAUAUUGGUGUUGGGAACGUUAUGAGUGCUGUUUUAAUUGCAGAUGCAUUUUCUUUAGAUGAAUUUAUAUCAAGUUGGGCAAUAAUUAAUAUGAUUUCAAGUUUUUUUUCAUUACCUGUUGAAGUUAUAGCUUUAGGUUUAAGGGAUUAUUCAAUUUCAAAUCCUUUCUUGUAUACACAAAUCUUUGGUGGGUUAUUAUUUAUUGCAGCUAUAUUUAUUUUAUUACCUCAAAGAGAAGUACAAGUUAAAUUAAGUUAUGAACGUCAAAGAAAACAAUUUAUAAAAGAUUUAAAAAACAUUGAUGUUGAUGACAAUAGUGUUGAAAAAUAUAAUGCAGGUACUGUAUUUCAACAUGAUGAUAAUAUUAAAGAAUUGAAAAAAGAUCUUGAAAAGAGUAUAAACGAUUGUGAUGAAAUUCUGAAAAGAGAUACAAAACAUUAUUUUAAAAGACUUUUCUAUCCAAUGAAGAUUUGA